AUGGUCGGCCAGAUCUCGAAAAUUAAAGCAACAGUAACAGCGACAGUGAAAUUUCUAACCAUCUUUGAUAUGAUCAUGCUUCUGGGUAUCUUAUUCCCGGUGAUGACAAUGGCCACCAAUGAUGAUACUCAGAUCAAAUUAUACGUUCCACCGGAAAACAUUGAUCUGAGUAUCAAAUGUGGUAACGAGAGAUCCUAUAGCGACGAAUAUCUCAAGCGUUCUCUUCAGAAAGCGAAGUCUGAAAUGAAUCCACAGAUGUGCUGGCCAAUGCGGUUCGAAAAAUUGAGUUAUACUGAAGGCAGCACAUAUUGGACCUACCCGCUUCUACCCAAUGAGAUUAUUUACGCAAACAAUAUUUUGGAAGAAACGCAAAAGUUGUAUGGAAUCAGCAUAACUUUAUCAGUGCCAGAACGUGUUUCACAAGAUUUCGUUGUAUUUGACGAAAAGUUUAAAAUCAUGGGAGGUGUACAGUACGAGGGUGAUACACAAAUGUUUACGCAUUGCUCAUUUACAUUCCCCGAUCUCAGCAAAGAAAGGAGAACCAAAAUAGAGAAUAAUUUGAGACGAGGUUACGCGCAGCGCGAUGAUUUUAUUUGGGGAGAAGACCGUAUGAGCGGACCAGAUCUUGCAUGGCGUAUACAGGACAGAGGGAGCCCAAAUUGGAGUCGAAUAAUACAAAUGGACAAUACAUGUAACUUUGUGCGAGAUCGCAAUGAUAAAAAUGUUGCAAGCAUACAAAAGACUCACGGGGAUAAAAACUCCGCAUGGGAUGAAACGGGCCUAUACUUCAAACACGUCUACAAACACGUUAAAAAAUGUUUUGCAUCUGAGCAUGAGACAAAACAGCAUCAUCAGGGACACAAUCGACAUUCACAACCUUACAGGUAUCGAUAUUCACCGGCAGAUAGAAGCCAAUCACGUUACUCUUCGUACUCACACGAUACAUCAUCAGGGGUUGACUGGGGUAGUACGGAUAUAGGUAGCUUCGAAGUUUCAUCUGAUAUAGACUUUGGAGGCGGGCUCAGCCUUGAUAGAUCUAAAAAGAAAAAGAAAGAAAAAUCUGAAAGCCAAUUUAUCAAAGAUAUUAGCGCUGCAUUAGCUGGAUUAAUUGUCUUAGGUUGCGAGAAGAGCUUUGAAUGUUGUGCUAAUUGCGGAAGCCCUUGA
Messenger RNA from Blumeria graminis f. sp. triticale, 1164 nucleotides. Lineage: Eukaryota; Fungi; Ascomycota; Leotiomycetes; Helotiales; Erysiphaceae. The record is from the annotation of a GenBank genome assembly.